AUGGUAGCAACACAAGGGAAAGAUGCCACUUCAUAUGCUACAGUGGAAAUGUGGGUGGCGGAAUUUAAGCACGGCCGACAGAGUCUUGAGGAUGACCCCUGUGCUAGAAGGAGUAAUGGCGAGAACAGAAGCCAAGGUUGUAGUCUUACCUCUAGCAACAUUACACAGACACCACAGACUUUAAAAGAAGCUGGAAACGCGAGUUUUAGGUGUAAAUUCCAUGCCUCUAGCGGAUGUAAUGAUAAAGACAUCGAAUGGAAACUAAAGGGAGUGACGAGAGGAAAUUCCUCUCGAUUUACGAUAUCUCAUUCGAAAUCCAAUGGUAAAAUUGUUUCGGAUCUAACCAUGCAAGGCCUACAAGAAAUAGAUAGAGGGAAUCUCUCUUGUGGGAUCGACAGUGUUUUGGUCUGGAGGGAAAUAAACAUCGAAGAAUUACCAGUAAUCAAUAUAUAUCCAAAAUCAAUCUCAGUGGCUAAGGGACAAAACACUUCUAUAACUUGUAACAUAACAAAUCACCAUUCCACAAACAUCAUUGAGGGAACAUUCGUGUGGUGUGUAGGUGACAGAAACGUGACCGAAAACAUCGACAACAGUUCUGCAAGCCACUCGGUGUUGAAUAUUAAUACAUCCGGAUUAACGGACGAAGUUUUUUACACGUACAGCUGUGAUGUCGGUAUGACGGUAUCGUGUCCGGCAGUGUACUUCAGCCAGAUUUACGUCUAUAAAGCUGGGGCUGAAACGUGUAAGAGCAUCGAGAUGGGGACAAUUGCAUGGACUGAAACCUCAGCAAACCACACUGUUGUUAUGGAUUGUCCAGAUCCUUACCAAGGUGAUAUAAAACGUCACUGUAAAUCUGACGGUAAUUGGGAAGAUCCUGACUGGAGUGAAUGCAUCAGACAACAAUUUGAUGACACAUGGAAUGAACUCGACGACGACAUGUCAGAUCCUGUACAAAUCGAAGAAACAGUUAACAAAGCGGUCACCACAAUCAACAACGUCACUUCCGAAAAUUCAGCUGAGCCGUUGUCGUCUGGCGAGCUGAACCUGACGAGUGCCAUUUUGAGUAGAAUUACUGAACUAGUCAGCAGUAGUGACGCAAUCGAUGUCAAUAACGAAACUACAAAGAAUUUUUUCGGGAUACUGGAUCAAAUGUUGUCUACUAAUAAUAGCGAAACCUGGCGUCAAAUGGAAACAGCUGAAGAUCAAACACAAACUAAAGUUUCGGAGCUUUUGAAGACCGUCGAGAACUUUGGUGCUGUUGUAGCAAGAAAAGUGAACAAUACUCACCCGAUUAGACUCGACACAAUGGACAAUAUUGUCAUUGAAAUAGGCAGGGUGAACAACGAUGGCAUACACUUUACUGCCGACGAUUCUUCAGACGACCACGAAACAGGAACACUGAACAUUACCUUAUCGUUAGAUAACACUAUAUUUCCGGGAAACCAAUCGUUUAUCGCUGCUGUUUAUAGAACUAUAGCGGACACCCUACCAAACACCAGAACAGACAGAAAUGUCUCGGAGGUUUUGUCACUGUCUCUGCCUGGUGUCAAUACUGUUAACCUAAGUCAUCCUGUCACAUUAACAUUUAACAAACACGAGAAUCAGACGCCUGAGUGUGUGUUUUGGAACUUUGAAAACAGCAGUUGGUCGGAACGAGGCUGUAACUGGACAGGUGAUAGCUGUACUUGUUACCAUCUGACGAACUUUGCUGUGCUGACGAGUCCUGUAGGCUCAACAUCAUCGGAUCCGGAUACGUAUGUUCUCAGAAUAGUCAGUUUUAUCGGGUGUAUUCUGUCAUCAAUAUCUACACUCAUCACGAUGGCUGUGUAUUUUAAAUUAUGGAGGUAUGUCAAAAACGACAGAAAUCGGCUGCUGAUGAACUUGUGUGCGUCCCUGACUGUCUCUUACUUAUUAUUUCUUGGUGGUAUAAACAGCACAGAUAACGAUGCACUGUGUACAACGAUAACCGCUCUUCUGCAUUACUUUUUCCUUGUGACGUUUUGUCUUAUGCUGGCUGAGGGUAUCGAGAUCCUCAUAUCUGUAACACGUGUCUCCAGUCUAAAGUCAAAACUCAAGUGGUAUCUUCUGCUAGGAUGGGGUGUGCCAAUGGCCGUGGUGGCGGUGACAGUGGGAGUGACACAUGCGGAGGAAUACCAUUCGGACUUAUACUGCUGGCUUACCUUUACAAACGGUGUCGUGUAUUCCUUCAUUGGCCCUGCAGUUUGUAUUGUUCUGGUGAAUAUUGUCGUUCUUGGUAUUACACUGAAGACUUUAUACUCGUCCCAGUUGAUACAAACGAAAACAGAAAAGAAGAAAAUUAUGGCUGGCAUACGAAGUGUAUCUAUACUACUUCCGGUUCUUGGAAUCACAUGGUUGUUUGGGAUUGUAUCGAUGUCUGACGACCUCAUCGUGUUCCAGUACCUAUUUGCAUUGGCAAACUCUCUACAGGGGUUCUUCAUAUUCCUUUUCUAUUGUGUUUUCAAUGCCUCGAUUCGACAAGCUCUGGCGAAUAAAUUGAAACAUGUUGAAACAUCACGGAUGCCAUCGUUCGAGACAGGAAUAGACAAGGAGGUUGUGAUGAAAUCAUGGAACAACAUCCAAGAUAAUGACGGCGAUGGUUUUCCAAUAACUACUAGCAGCGAGUUUAAACUUCCUCGUCCAAAUUUAAAAUUUGAGGAAAUACAGCCUUUUUCUUCACCGAAACGCUUCCCGUCAUUUUCAACAAUGCGCAACAACGAGUCAUCAAUGUGAAAAAAAAUAUUAUAAGUCGUAUAUGUGACUAAUUUUUCAUAAACCGCAUAUAACAAUGUUUUACCCUUAAAACUAGAAAAUGUUAAACAAAUAACCUGAAAUUCAAAUAAGAGAGAUUAAUCUCUCAUGUGUAUAUAAUGAAGUGCCAUAUUCUACAUGAGAUCUGUUAGUGUCGCUAUCAUCAUAUCUGGAAUGUGCAGUAACAACAAUACAUUUUCAUUUUAACCAGAAUUAAUGUUAGUAUUUUAUCACAUAAUAACUCAUCUUGAAAGAGAAAAUCAAUGAGCUUAUUUAUCACUUGUGCCAAACGAUAAUACAAUUUUUCACCUAGCAUAUAACUUUAAAGUAUAUGUAGUGCAAUGAAAUCUUAAUCGAUAAACAAUAACAACAUUUCCCAAUAAAUAGCCGAAUCCCUGACCUACAAAACAGUAAUGGUCACCUGAUCUACAAAACAGUAAUGGUCACCUGAUCUACAAAACAGUAAUGGUCACCUGGAAAAGCUUGACAUCGGAAUCUGCAUCAAGAAUAUAAGCUGUAUGCCAAACAAAUUCCGUUUUCAAUUUUUUUGUCAAAUAAAAAAACAAAAAACAAAACGUUUUUACCUGCAAAUGCGUCAAAGACUAUUCUAAUUUAGAUAAUCUGAACACUUAUUAAUUUUUGUCACAGGCAUUUAAUAAUUCAAAACUUUUUCACUGAAACACAGGGUUAUUUUUGUAUAAUUUGUUGUUGUACACAGGAAAAAAAAUUAAGUGGCAUUUCAAAAUGUUACUCAUUCAAAUUAAAUGGGAUAGUUAAGAUUUAUUUAGACCAAUAACCAUAAUAUGUUAGGGGUUUAGAUAUGACGAUUCCUAUUACAAGUAGGAGGAUAAACAAACACAUUAUGUAUCGUAAGUCCCUGGUUAUAGCGAUGGUGAUAAAACACUUGUACAUUAACGUCAUAUAAUUGAAGAACAAAGUAACUGUAUGAUGCAAUUUUAUACAUUAAUUCAUGUCUUCUACUUCUUUAUCAUUCAUGGAAAUUAUGAAUUUGAAUACCGAACAUAAAACUACAUCAAAAUCUGAAGCAGUCAACCAACUACACUGAGAGACGUAUCUGAUGUCCAGAGUAGUGUUUGGUGACGACACAAACAUCUAAGAUGAAUGGUCCGUAUUUGGAAUAAUGUUGUCUUUGUCUGUAUUCGUGUUUUCCCUGUUCCAAUUUAAAAAUUACAAAUUCUAGAAAUUCAUUGCUGAUACUAUUGGUG
Pecten maximus is the source of this 3995-nucleotide messenger RNA. RefSeq names its product adhesion G protein-coupled receptor L3-like. The transcript has 27 exons. Gene Ontology annotation, molecular function: G protein-coupled receptor activity. The coding region runs from base 1 to 2751 and encodes 916 amino acids. NCBI's taxonomy places the organism in Eukaryota, Metazoa, Mollusca, Bivalvia, Pectinida, Pectinidae. The record is from RefSeq and is a predicted model, not a curated record. Gene Ontology annotation, biological process: adenylate cyclase-activating G protein-coupled receptor signaling pathway; cell surface receptor signaling pathway; negative regulation of angiogenesis. Gene Ontology annotation, cellular component: membrane.